AUGCCUGCUGCCUCAUUCUCAAGAGAAGCUUCUUCGGCGGUGGAACUCAGCGAAGCUGAGUGGUCAACAAGGUAUGGCAGCCGUCCGGGUGCGAGGCAUUUGAGGCAAAUGCGUGCGAGCCAGAGCACGCCGGAGCUGCAUCAGCUCGAGAGGGCUCCUUCCGGCGGCCUCGCCUUCAGAGCCUCCCAGCGCUCGCUCGAAGGAGAUACACCUGCCGUCGGAAACAAGCUCGACUUGCGCAGGCGAGCAGCCGAGAUCGUGGCCCUGAACUCGCUCUACGCGCAGUCCAGCUCUGGGAGCCUGCAGCAUGCAGCCAUUCCACGGAUACGGCAUGUCCUGGAGGCCAGAGACGAGCUUCUUGCCGAGCAAGCCAGUGAGAACCGCGUAGCAAGCAUUGCUCAAGCCCUGUGGGCAGAAGGGUUGGGAUCGAAGCCUGCGAAGAGUUGCGAUAUGAACCAGCUGAUUCUCAAGUCGACCUUCCUUUCCGUCCAAGCAAGGCCAGCCACAUCAUGUCGGGCACGUAGCGCUCCUCCUCAAGGGCGUCCAGGCGCCGCUUCCAAGCAGGGAGACUACGUUGCUGGCCUAGUGCAGCGCGCCAGUUCGUUGAAUUUUCUCGAAGCUGAAGUCGAAACUGACAAGAAAGACCAGACUAAGGCAGCUGGCAGGACGGUGAAUCCCGGCACACUUGGACAUCCUCAGCUCUGCUGCCGACCGUGUGUGUACUUGGUGAUCGCAGGAUCCUGCAGGAACGGCGAGGAGUGUGAGUAUUGCCACGAGCCCCACGACGCACGUGUCCCGAAACUGGACAAGCAACAGAGGCAGCUUCUUCGCACUCUGAACGAAGCGGACACCUUGGGAUUAUUGCUCCCUUACCUCACCGAGAAAGCACGGAGCAUGCCGCCGAUUGCUUUGGAGCUUGUGAGCCAAUUGGAAAGGCACUUGGCAUCUUUGGACUCCGCAACAGGUACCGUCAUCUCGAAUGCACGCCUCGUGAAGCUCGCGCACGUGCUUCAGAAAAUGUCGUUCAUUCGGGUCCUUUGCUUGAUGCCCACGGUUUGGAGUACAGAGGUUAAGACUCUCCUCGCCGAGCUGCGUCGUGCCUACAUCUGUGCAGAUGAUCAGAUUGUCGAGCUCAAGUGA
Symbiodinium necroappetens is the source of this 1140-nucleotide messenger RNA. The record is from the annotation of a GenBank genome assembly. Lineage: Eukaryota; Dinophyceae; Suessiales; Symbiodiniaceae.